This is a messenger RNA of Paramisgurnus dabryanus, 3446 nucleotides long. RefSeq lists its product as uncharacterized. Lineage: Eukaryota; Metazoa; Chordata; Actinopteri; Cypriniformes; Cobitidae. The record is from RefSeq and is a predicted model, not a curated record.
UACUAGUAGUUGCACAUAACAGACCUUGGUCUUCACACUUUGGUCUCAGAUCAGUUUCGUUUCCGUGCGUCAUUCUCAUCAAUGUAAAAACAAAAGACAGAGAAGAACAAAGAAAUACACAGGAAGAACUUUUAUCUUCAGCACAUAUUCACUGUGUUAAGAGUAUAGAAGAGCGGCAAUGUCUGAUGAUAUUUAUCACAAUGUGCUCAAUACUGAGAUUCAGGAAACAGACAGAAUGGAAAUGAUGGUGGCCAUCUAUGAGAGUGGAGACGACUUACGAACACAGAUAGACUCAAAUACAAACAGACAACAACCAAUUCAGUCUACAGGAAGUGAGCGUGUGAUGAACAGAAGAUACAGAUCAGUUUCAGUGUGUUUGGUGCUGCUGUGUGUUCUUCUACUGACUGCAGUCAUAGUGCUGUGUGUCCUCAUCUAUACAAACAAUCAACAGUUUAACAUCAAGACCAAAAACCUCACAGAAGAGAGAGUUGAAUUAAUUGCCAAGUACAAUAAUAUCACCAAACUAAGUGAACAGUUGAAUCAGAAGAUAAAUGGACUGUGGACUUAUCUUCAUGAUGGAUGGAUGUACAAUCAAUCCAGUUUGUACUUCAUUUCAUCUGAGAAGAAGAACUGGACUGAGAGCAGAAGUUACUGUAGAGAGAGAGGAGCAGAUCUGAUCAUCAUUAACAACAAAGAGGAACAAGAGCACAUGCUCAUGAUGUUUGACUGUAAGAUAUCCGAAAUAUCUUAUGUUAUUUAUCACAAUGUGUUCAAGACUGAGAUUCAGGGAAUAGACAAAGUGAAGAUGAUGCUAGACAUGUAUGAGAAUGGAGAUGACUAUAGGACACAUGAUUCAAUACAAACACACAACAACAACUUCAGUCUACAGGGAAUGGACAAAGAGGGAGGGGAAAUGCUGGGAGAGAUCUUCGAGAGUGAAGAUGACUACAGGACACAGACAGACUACAAUACAAACAGACAACCACCAUUUCUGUCUGCGGGACGUUAUGUGAGGAUGAGAAGUUACAGAUCAGUUUCAGUGUGUUUGGUGCUGCUGUGUGUUCUUCUACUGACUGCAGUCAUAGUGCUGUGUGUCCUCAUCAAUACAAACAACCACCAGUGUCACAACAACAGCAACAACCUCACUGAAGAGAGAGACCAGCUACUAACCAAAUAUACCAACAUCACAGAAGAGAGAGAACAGCUACUAACCAAAUAUACCAAACUAACAGAAGAAAGAGAUAAAAUAUUAGCAAAGUACAAUGAUAUUACUAAACAAAAUGAACAACUGAAUCAGAAGAAAAAUGAACUGUGGGCACAUCUUAGCGAAGGAUGGAUUUACUAUAAGUCUAGUUUGUACUUCAUUUCAUCUGAGUCGAAGAGCUGGAGUGACAGCAGAAGUAACUGUAGAGAGAGAGGAGCAGAUCUGAUCAUCAUUAACAACAGAGAUGAACAAGAUUUCAUUAGCAAAAAGUCUGGUACAGACAACUUCUGGAUUGGCUUGUCUGAUAUCGAAGUGGAGGGCAGAUGGAAAUGGGUUGAUGGCAGCAGACUCUCCACAAGCUUCUGGAAGGCUACACAGCCUCAAGGAGUUGAAGAUGAAAACUGUGUUGUUAAUCAUUUAUCUCACAUAGCCACUGUGUUAAGAGUGUACUGUAGAAGAGCUGCAAUGUCUGAUGAUAUUUAUCACAAUGUUUUCAAUACUGAGCAAACAGACAGAAUGGAGAUGAUGGUGGCCAUCUAUGAUAGUGGAGAUGACUUACCGACACAGAUAGACUCCAAUACAAACAAACAACAAUCACUUCAAUCUACAGGAAGUGAGCGUGUGAUGAUGAGAAGUUUCAGAUCAGUUACAGUGUGUUUGGUGCUGCUGUGUGUUCUUCUACUGACUGCAGUCAUAGUGCUGUGUGUCCUCAUCAAUACAAACAAUCAACAGUUUAACAUCAAGACCAAAAACCUCACAGAAGAGAGAGACCAGCUACUAACCAACAUCACAGAAGAGAGAGACCAGCUACUAACCAACUAUACCAAGAUCACAGAAGAGAGAGAUAAACUAAUAAUCAAGUACAAGAAUAUCACUAAACUAAGUGAACAAUGUAAUCAGAAGAUAAAUGGACUGUGGGCAGAUCUUCAUGAUGGAUGGAUUUACUAUCAAUUUAGAUUGUACUUCAUUUCAACUGAGGAGAAGAACUGGACUGAGAGCAGAAGUUACUGUAGAGAGAGAGGAGCAGAUCUGAUCAUCAUUAACAACAAAGAGGAACAAACGGUUUUGCUGCUCUUUCUGUUUGAAAAGAGCUCAACAAUGCUGCCGGCUGAAACAUGUGCUGGAGUACAUGCGUUUGACAUAAAAGGCAGUGCAGGACAUCUUAAGACAAACCACACAAGAGCAACGUCCAGUGAUAUUAAAUCCAACAGAUUAAGGAUGGGGAAAAAUGACACAGAACAUGCUGAAGAGAUCUACGCCAAUACAGACAAUAUAAACAUUCACAAUUUCUACAGAGGAACAGAAGACACCACGAGAAACCAAACAUGUCAACGCACAGGAAGUGAGCGUGUGAGGAAGAGAUGUUACAGAUCAGUUUCAGUGUGUUUGGUGCUGCUGUGUGUUCUUCUACUGACUGCAGUCAUAGUGCUGUGUGUCCUCAUCAAUACAAACAAUCACCAGUUUAACAACAAGACCACAAACAUCACAGAAGAGAGAGAUAAAUUAAUGGCCAAAAACAAAAAUAUUACUAAACAAAUCGAACAACUGAAUCAGGAGAAAAAUGAGCUGCGGACAUGUUUCAAUGAUGGAUGGAUUUACUAUAAAUUCAGUUUGUACUUCAUUUCAUCUGAGAAGAAGAACUGGACUGAGAGCAGAAGAUACUGUAGAGAGAGAGGAGCAGAUCUGAUCAUCAUUAACAACAAAGAGGAACAAGAUUUCAUUAAGAAUCAUUCUGUUAAGGGCGGACACUGGAUUGGUUUGUCUGACAGUGAUGAGGAGGGCAGAUGGAAAUGGGUUGAUGGCAGCACACUGAACUCUAGCUUCUGGAGGUCUGGAGAACCCAAUAGCAAUGAAGGGGAUGAAGACUGUGUUGUGUUUGGGUCAACAGGGUGGGGUGAUUACCUAUGUGCUCGUACUUUUAAAUGGAUUUGCGAGAGAAAGAUUUUAAAAUGAGUUGUUAAAUAAAUACAUUCUUUGCUGCCUUAAAUUUUUUGUUUAAUCAACUUCAAGUUAUAACAACUCAAGAUAAUUAACAAUAAGUUGAAAUGACUUGUAAACAAACAAACACAAAAAAAUAAGGCAGCAAAUUAAUUGUGCAUUUGUUCUCAAGUUCGCAUCUAAUAUUUACCUCUUAUUUAAGUCUUACAUAAUUCUCGUCACGGAAACAUGCAAUAGCAAGGCAAUGGUAAUGCAUUAUUAAGGUAAUGGGGUCACGCGCUGUACAUUCUACAGUGUCCAUGUG